AUGUUUGAUGCAAAAUCUACUUCAGUUCCCUUGGCUGCCCAUUUUGUGUUGAGUAAAGAUCAAUGCCCUCAAACUAAGUCUGAUAUAGAUGCUAUGAAGAGGGUUCCUUAUGCAAAUGCUAUUGGUUCUGUGAUGUAUUUGAUGGUAAGCACUAGGCCUGAUAUUGCCUAUGCAGUUUCAUGCCUUAGUAGAUAUAUGUCAAAUCCUGGAUCUGUGCAUUGGGAGGCCUUGAAAUGGCUCCUUAGAUAUCUUAAGCAUACUGCUAAGUAUGGUUUGUGUUAUUCUAAAUGUGAUGAAGGUGUUAACUUAACUGGUUUUGUGGACUCUAACUAUGCUAAUGACAGGGAUAAGAGGAAGUCAACUACCUCCUAUGUGUUUACUGUCUGCAGGUCUUGUGUUAGUUGGAAAUCUCAAUUGCAGCAUAUAGUGGCCUUAUCCACUACUGAGUCAGAAUAUAUUGCUAUUACAGAAGCAAUGAAAGAG
Molecule: messenger RNA, 483 nt
Organism: Salvia splendens (bonfire salvia)
Lineage: Eukaryota; Viridiplantae; Streptophyta; Magnoliopsida; Lamiales; Lamiaceae
Product: secreted RxLR effector protein 161-like
Exons: 1
Source: RefSeq, a predicted model, not a curated record